AGGCCCAGCAGCUCGUGUUCCUGCACGCCAUCCACCCCGCGUCUCGCUGCACAGCAGAGAGGGCAGGACACAGUGGAGCCGCACUGCUGCAAGGCGGCUGUGGCGGAGAGGAUUGUGGAGCUCAUUGAGGAGCUGCCUGAUAACUCUCCACCCGGCGCCGUCCUCGCUAACUCCCUGAUUGCUGUGGGCAACCUCAGCACCAUGACACCUGCCCUGGAGCCAGAGCUGGAGACCCACCUCCUCCGAGCUGCCCUGCACGCCGUCUUCACCCUGGGCAUGGAGAAGGACACCACCCAAGUGCAGGAUCUGCCUAGGGUCUUGCCAGACCUCCUGGACGCCAUGCUGGGGAACCUGCUGGCAGAGUCCCCAGACACCGACAGGCUCCAAUACAUCUUGGAGCACAUUAACUACUGGAUCGUGUCCAGGGUGCCGCGAGAGAGAGCCAGGGCCGUUAAGAGCAGCACGGCCCUGCUCAGAUUCACCAUCACCCUCCCUGAGUUUGACAUAAGUGACCUCUGACCCCAGCUUCCUGACUCCAGGCGUAGGUGAUCUGGCUCCAACGGGCUGUAGGAUCUGCUGCUGCAGGGGCUGUGGGUUAGGAGUGUUCCUCUUGGGGAGGCAGAGUCAGAGCAGAGAGUGAGCCUGGCUUGAGUCAAGUUCUUCUUGUCCUAGUUAAGUGGUGACUCUGGGCUUUUAAGGGGACUGUGCUCCAGGUUCAUGCCUCCCUGUCAUCCUGGAGCAGCUGGGGAAGCAAGUCCUCAUGGAGGGCCCUGCCCACAGCCCUGUGCUCCAGGCUUCCUUGGGGGCAGAGGAAAUUAAGGGUCUGGCUCUAGCAUCUCCUGCAGAGGGGCUGAGGGGA
Malaclemys terrapin pileata is the source of this 859-nucleotide messenger RNA. RefSeq names its product maestro heat-like repeat-containing protein family member 1. Bases 202 to 519 code for a protein of 105 amino acids. The transcript has 5 exons. The record is from RefSeq and is a predicted model, not a curated record. NCBI's taxonomy places the organism in Eukaryota, Metazoa, Chordata, Testudines, Emydidae.